Molecule: messenger RNA, 252 nt
Organism: Bipolaris victoriae FI3
Lineage: Eukaryota; Fungi; Ascomycota; Dothideomycetes; Pleosporales; Pleosporaceae
Exons: 1
Coding region: 1-252 (83 amino acids)
Source: RefSeq, a predicted model, not a curated record
AUGUCACGUGGGGUCGGCAGUGCAGGUGUAAGGGUAGGAAAUGAUUGCGUGGCGGAGAGGGCAGGUGGGCGGAACAUCUCUAACGCCGUGGUACGGGAGCCAACCAGUCCCAACCCAAGCCCCAGACGCGCAACAACCGUCAAUCCAGCCAUUCCUCCACCACCAACCUCGCGGAUCUCCAUGCAUAUGUAUGUAUGUGCAUACAAGGAAACGUACGUAUCCAUUCCGUCACUCAAUGGGCUGAGCUGUUGA